Molecule: messenger RNA, 1536 nt
Organism: Aspergillus mulundensis
Lineage: Eukaryota; Fungi; Ascomycota; Eurotiomycetes; Eurotiales; Aspergillaceae
Exons: 3
Coding region: 1-1536 (511 amino acids)
Source: RefSeq, a predicted model, not a curated record
AUGCCUCCGCUACCAGGCGAGGAGCGAGUGCUGACCAUCUUCGCCGAUAUCCAUUAUUACUUCACGGCACCGACCCCAAAGCCCCUCCUCCAUCGCUUUGACAAGGGCUCGUAUCUAUAUCUAUACCACAAUGCCACCCAGCGGAAGACAAGGCUUGAAGUAGCGAAUAAUCCUGGGACUCCUGGUCAGGAUGCCUUCAACGGGGCUCUUGACAAUGUGCAUAUAAGCCAUUCUACGAGAUUUCCUUCUCUAUGCACAAUUACUGUGGACGGGCAGACGCAAACACAGGGAGGUUAUGCCUUUCCUCCGCCACCAGGCAGCGCGAAUCCGUAUGAAUGGCAGUUGCCGACCAGCGAUUCCCGCGGCGAGAAUGCAAUUCAGCGUCUGCAUACUCUAGACAUCUAUUUCUGGACCCAAGGUGAUGCAGACCAAUUCCUGGACCUGACCGAGCAAUACCUGUCUCGCGCGCAGGUAGAUACGGAUAGACGUCCAUUCCCCCCUCCAUCCGAAGUCAACACCACAAGCACCAUCGUACAACAAUUAGAGAACGUGGCGAUCACGGACCCUGCCUACCAGAAUGGUCAAACCCGGAAUUCCCAGUCAGAAGCAAUCGCCAGCCCUGCGCCCAUCGGCCUCCCUCCGCCGCCGCCACCUCCGCAAGCCGGCCCAAGCGCAAACCCAGCAGCAUUGCAUCAACAUACCUCGUCCGUCAGCCCUCUCUCAGCUGAGCAGAAUAGAGACUCUGCCCAAUUCACCCCUCUCCCAUACAACCCUGCUGCGCCCGCUGCGCCGGAACCGAUCAAACAUCGCGAGAAGACACCACCGCCUCCCGAUGCCGGAGAAGGGACUGGCCUUGCAGCUGCCGUAGCAGCAGACCACGGCGCCCAUUAUACUAACCCUUCCCAGACACCUGGAAUAGGAGGAAGCUACGCAGGACCUCCCCAACAGGGCCAGAGCCAGGCAACACCAACUCCAUACGGCCUCCCAGGAGCGUACGCCUCCCCACCACUCAGCGCAGGCCUCUCCUUCCCACCCCAGCACCAAGCACCUAUCCAAAGCCCACCCGUCACCGUACCCUCCUACCCCUCCCAAACAUCAGUUCAAAGCCCACCAGCAUCAACAGUCCCUUCCUACCCACCCGGCUACCUCCAAGGCUACGCCCAGCCGCAGCAAGCCCAAGCCCAACAACAACAACCCAGCUUCUACGGCACGCAAGUCCCCUCGAUAGGCGGGUACUCCAACUAUUCCUACGACCAAACCCAGUCUCAACCGCAUCAUCACCACCAUCACCACCAUCAGUCAACACCCAGCAUCACAUCAUCCGCGAGCGUCGGUGCCGGCACGCCAGGCUCCGAAUACUCCAUCCACAAUCAGAUGUACCGUCCCACUGAAGCAGAGGCCUCCUCGCAUCUGCAGGACCACGCCAAGCUGGCGAUGCAGAAUCCCGGCCAGCGGCCUAGGAAGCUGGAAGAUUCGGCCUCUAGGGUUGAGAGCAGCGUGAAUCGGUUCUUGAAGAAAUUGGAGAAGAAGCUUUGA